Nannospalax galili (Upper Galilee mountains blind mole rat) is the source of this 3504-nucleotide messenger RNA. It is a transcript of the gene Pms2, whose product is annotated as PMS1 homolog 2, mismatch repair system component. Gene Ontology annotation, biological process: mismatch repair. Gene Ontology annotation, molecular function: ATP-dependent DNA damage sensor activity; mismatched DNA binding; ATP hydrolysis activity. NCBI's taxonomy places the organism in Eukaryota, Metazoa, Chordata, Mammalia, Rodentia, Spalacidae. The record is from RefSeq and is a predicted model, not a curated record. The coding region runs from base 112 to 2799 and encodes 895 amino acids. Gene Ontology annotation, cellular component: MutLalpha complex. The transcript is spliced from 15 exons.
GGAGGGCGUGGGCUCUCAUUGGUCAGACCGUUCUUACGUCACAGGAUCGACCUUUGAUUUAACCAAUCACCGACAAGAAGGUCUUGGCACGCCUUCUCCACCCCGCUCGGAAUGGGUGGGGCUAUGUGUCAAAAACAGCCAAUGGGCAGCCGGGAGACGGAGUCUCCCUGUGACUGCGGCGCGAUCUCUCCCGGGGCGCCUGAAGCGAGUGGAUUGCUACGUCCAUGGAGCGAGCGGAGGGCGCGAGAACUUGCUAAGGCCAUCAAGCCUAUCGACGGGAAGUCAGUCCAUCAAAUCUGUUCUGGGCAGGUGGUACUGAGUUUAAGCACUGCUGUGAAGGAGUUGGUAGAAAAUAGUGUGGAUGCUGGUGCCACUAGUAUUGAGCUCAGGCUUAAAGACUAUGGGGCGGAUCUCAUUGAAGUUUCAGACAAUGGAUGUGGGGUAGAAGAAGAAAACUUUGAAGGCCUAGCUCUGAAGCAUCACACCUCUAAGAUUCAAGAGUUUGCAGACCUCACGCAGGUUGAAACUUUUGGUUUUCGGGGGGAAGCUCUGAGCUCGCUAUGUGCACUGAGUGAUGUGACUAUUUCUACCUGCCACACAUCUGCAAGUGUUGGGACUCGACUGGUGUUUGACCACAAUGGGAAAAUCAUCCAGAAAACUCCCUACCCUCGACCCAAAGGAACAACAGUCUGCGUACAGCACUUAUUUUAUACACUGCCUGUGCGUCAUAAGGAAUUUCAAAGGAAUAUUAAAAAGGAAUAUGCCAGAAUGAUCCAGGUCUUACAGGCAUACUGUAUCAUUUCAUCAGGCGUCCGUGUAAGCUGCACCAAUCAGCUUGGACAAGGAAAACGGCAGCCUGUGGUAUGCACAAGCGGAAGCUCCAGCAUAAAGGAAAAUAUUGGCUCUGUGUUUGGGCAGAAGCAGAUGCUGAGCCUCAUUCCUUUUGUUCAGCUGCCCCCUAGUGACUCUGUUUGUGAAGAGUAUGGCCUGAGCUGUGUGGAUACUCUGCAUAGUCUGUUCUACAUUUCAGGCUUCAUCUCACACUGUACUCAUGGCGUUGGAAGAAGCUCAACAGACAGGCAGUUUUUCUUCAUCAAUCAGCGGCCUUGUGACCCAGUAAAGGUCUCUAGACUCGUAAAUGAAGUCUAUCACAUAUAUAAUCGGCAUCAGUAUCCCUUUGUUGUUCUUAACAUUUCUGUUGAUUCAGAAUGUGUUGAUAUAAAUGUGACUCCAGAUAAAAGGCAAAUUUUUCUACAAGAGGAGAAGCUUUUGUUGGCAGUUUUAAAGACCUCUUUGAUAGGAAUGUUUGACAGUGAUGAAAACAAAUUUAAUAUAAACCAACAACCACUGCUGGAUAUUGGAGGUAAUGUAAUAAAGAUGCGAGCAGCAGAAAUAGAAAAGCCUUUGCCAGGAAAGCAGGAUAAUUCCCCUUCAUUAAAGAUCACAGGAGAAGAGAAAAGGAUGGCAUCCAUCUCUAGGCUGAGAGAGGCGUUUUCUCUUCGUCACACCACAGACAUCAAGUCUCAAAGCCCAGAGACUCCUAAACCAAAACAGAAAACGGGGGUACUACCUUCUCGUCCUUUGGAUCUCAACUCUUCCAGAGGCCUGCAAGACUCCCAGGACAAAUUGGUGAGUGCCGAGGAGAGCCCUGGUGACUGUGUGGACAGAGUGAAAACAGAAAAGGAUUCAGGGAUCAGCAGUACCUCAGCUGGCUCUGAUGAAGGGUUCAGCACCCCAGAAAUGAGCAGUUGCUUCAGCAGUGACUGCACAGUGAGCUCCCCGGAAGACAGACUUACACAGGAAAACGUGGACCAUGGUAAGAAAUUACCUAAAUCAGAUUGCCAUCUUUCAGAUGCAGGAUGCCAUUUGAACCAAGAAGACAGUGGAUAUAAAUGUAGAGCUUUUCCUCCAUCAGCUGAUCUCUUAUCCUCAAACACUAAACGUUUCAAAAAAGAAGAAAGGUCUUUAAGUAUUGACAUUUCUCAAAAGUUGCUCAAUACUCAGAACACCUCAGCAACUCAGGUCGAUGUAGCUGUGAAAAUUUGUAAGAAAAUAGUGCCCCUUGACUUUUCUAUGAGUUCUUUAACUAAACGAAUGAAACAGUUACAACACCAAAAACAACAAAGUGAAAAUGAACGGAAAUUCAGGAAAUUUAGGGCCAAGAUUUGCCCUGGAGAAAACCAAGCAGCAGAAGAUGAACUCAGAAAAGAGAUAAGUAAAGCAAUGUUUGCAGAAAUGGAGAUCUUGGGUCAGUUUAACCUGGGAUUUAUAGUAACCAAAUUGAAGGAGGACCUCUUCCUGGUGGACCAGCAUGCUGCAGAUGAGAAGUACAACUUUGAGAUGCUGCAGCAGCACACUGUGCUCCAGGCACAGAGGCUCAUCACACCUCAAAGUCUGAACUUAACUGCUGUCAAUGAAGCUUUGCUGAUAGAAAAUCUGGAAAUAUUCAGAAAGAAUGGCUUUGAUUUUGUCAUUGAUGAAGAUGCUCCAGUCACUGAAAGGGCUAAACUGAUUUCUUUGCCAACUAGUAAAAACUGGACCUUUGGACCCCAAGAUAUAGAUGAGCUGAUCUUUAUGCUAAGUGACAGCCCUGGGGUCAUGUGCCGGCCCUCCAGAGUCAGGCAAAUGUUUGCUUCCCGAGCCUGUCGGAAGUCUGUGAUGAUUGGAACCGCUCUCAACACAAAUGAGAUGAAAAAGCUCAUCACCCACAUGGGUGAGAUGGACCAUCCCUGGAACUGUCCCCAUGGAAGGCCAACCAUGAGGCACAUUGCCAAUCUAGAUGUCCUUUCUCAGAACUGAUACUCGCCACUUGGAGGACAGAGUUUAUUGUAAAUUCUUCUGUUUUGAAAGAUGGGGUUUUAAGUAACCUUUUGGGGGGUGGUUGUUUAAAAAAUUAAUGUGCUGUGUAAAUGUACCAGCAGAGUGGUGGCAUGUAUCCCUAGCCCAGUUACUUGGAAGACUGAGGUGGUGGACUCCUUUGAGCCCACGAAUGAGACCAGCCUGGACUAUAUAAUGUGACUCCAUUUCAAAGAAAAAGACUUUGAAGCCUUUUUGCCCUGUGGAGCAUUGUCUGCAAUACUUUUUGUUAUAUAUUUGAGCACACGUGGUUUUGGUUUUGGUUUUUGUGUGCGUGUGUGUGUGUACACAGUCGAAGAUAAGUCUUGGAAGUCACCCAGGCCUCCACUCUGGCUGAAGGUAUUUUAGUCUGCAACUUUCAGCCCACAAAUAAUAUUUGAAUUCAUAUUUGUGUACUUUCUUGUUUUCUUUCUCUUCCCCAGGGUCUCAUGUAUCCCAGUUUGCUUUGAACUUGCUUAGGCAAGGUUGACCUUGAAUUGAUCUUCUUGCCUCCAUCUCCCAAAUUCUGAGAUUAGAGGUGUGCCUGCAGGCCCAACUUCCUUUAAUUUCACAAAUUAAAAAUGAUGGGCUUGUUGAGUUCGUGGUUCUCAAUCCUGAUGCAUAUUAAAUUAAAAAUAAAAUAGUAUUCUGUACCUGGUUGGAAGGGAA